AUGCACAAGCAAUCAGAUGCGUUGUUUCAGCAAAUGGACAAAGACAACAGCAGUGGUGCUUCUAGAGAGGAAAUCGCUCAAUUUGUCUCCUCCAAUGCACAGUUGUGGGCCAAGCUGAGCGUCAAACUAAACCAACCAGCACAAGUUGUCAUUCAGGUUGCUACAAGAGUGGCUAUGGAAUUGGCCAGUGGAAAGGAGGGGCAAGCUGCCCUGGAUGCUGAGCUCUCCCCAGAGCAGUUCCAUCAAUUCAGGAAGAAGUAUGUACUGGACUCAUCAGGAUCAGAGGAGUUCUUUCACCGUGCGGUCUUCGCAAACUAUGAUAAGGACAACAGUGGCGAGCUGGAUGCAGAAGAGUUGGAACAGUUUCUUGAUACAAUCUAUGAAUCAAGAAGUGUUGUAAAGGGAGUGAUCACACUUCCUCCCAAGGAGAAAAUGAGAGAUGCAAUCAUGAAGCAGUGUGACACCGAUGGUGGUGGGGGCUUUCAUACAAGGAAAUCAGUGGCAUCCUAA
Seminavis robusta is the source of this 510-nucleotide messenger RNA. The record is from the annotation of a GenBank genome assembly. NCBI's taxonomy places the organism in Eukaryota, Bacillariophyta, Bacillariophyceae, Naviculales, Naviculaceae.